Molecule: messenger RNA, 1125 nt
Organism: Acanthosepion pharaonis
Lineage: Eukaryota; Metazoa; Mollusca; Cephalopoda; Sepiida; Sepiidae
Source: the annotation of a GenBank genome assembly
AUGCUUUUUGUCACUUUCUCAUCAACUUUCUUUUCUUCCCUUUUUCCAGAUCACCAGAAACUUGAAAGAGAAGCUAGAAUUUGUAGAUUGUUGAAACACCCAAAUAUUGUACGUUUACAUGACAGUAUACAGGAUGAAGGUUUUCAUUACCUGGUCUUUGAUUUGGUAACUGGAGGAGAGUUAUUUGAGGAUAUAGUUGCUAGAGAGUUUUAUAGUGAAGCAGAUGCAAGUCACUGCAUGCAGCAAAUUUUAGAGAGUGUUAAUUAUUGCCAUCACCAUGGUAUUGUGCACAGAGACCUGAAGCCGGAGAACCUGCUGCUUGCUAGCAAAGCAAAGGGAGCUGCUGUCAAGUUAGCGGAUUUUGGGCUGGCUAUUGAAGUAAACGGUGAUCAGCAGGGAUGGUUUGGUUUUGCUGGAACACCUGGUUACCUUUCACCAGAAGUAUUAAGAAAAGAUCCUUAUGGAAAACCUGUAGAUAUUUGGGCAUGUGGGGUUAUCUUAUAUAUUCUAUUAGUUGGUUAUCCACCAUUCUGGGAUGAAGACCAACAUAGGUUAUAUGCACAAAUCAAGGCAGGAGCAUAUGAUUACCCGUCUCCAGAAUGGGACACUGUGACUCCUGAAGCAAAGAAUCUCAUAAAUAGUAUGCUGACAGUUAACCCCGCCAAGAGAAUUACAGCAUCAGAAGCACUGAAACAUCCUUGGAUUUGUCAACGAGAGCGGGUAGCUUCAGCAGUACAUCGGCAAGAGACAGUGGAUUGCUUGAAGAAAUUCAAUGCACGAAGGAAACUAAAGGGUGUCAUUCUCACUACCAUGCUGGCUACAAGGAACUUCUCAAGCCGCAGUUUGGUGGCUAAGAAAAAUGACGGCAUCAAAGAAUCUACAGAUAGUAGUGCCACACUGGAAGACGAAGACACCAAAGCAAAGAAAGGAAUUCUAUUGCAUGAUGAAAAAAGUUCUCGGACUAUGAGUAUGACUAGUCUGGUGAAUCUGUCCACUAGUUCAAAAGACGGCCAAUUCUGCUGUGAGUUUUUAGAACUGUCUCUAUAUCUCUCAUUACUACUACGACCUUUUACACGCCUCUCAACCAGACAGAAACAGUUUCUCAUCACGCAUUCAAUAUUCUAA